This is a messenger RNA of Lactuca sativa (garden lettuce), 636 nucleotides long. RefSeq lists its product as uncharacterized. Lineage: Eukaryota; Viridiplantae; Streptophyta; Magnoliopsida; Asterales; Asteraceae. The record is from RefSeq and is a predicted model, not a curated record.
AUGGGUCAAGGAAGUUUGAGAGUUUGGAAGCCUAAAGAUAUAAUUAGAGAUAUGAAUGCUUUGCUACAAAUAAAUAUGAGUUAUUCACAAGCGUGGCAUGCUAGAGAAUUUUCUCUGGGAUUGAUGAUAGGGAUCCCCGAAGAAAGUUUCUCUAAACUUCCAGUUUAUUUUCACAAUAUGAAGAAACAUAAUCCUGGUACUGUGGCGUACAUAAAAACUGAUUCGGAUGAUCGUUUUGAGUAUUAUUUUUUCUCUAUUGUAUGCGCGAUACGUGCUUUCAGAGAGUGUUGUAGAAAAAUUAUUAUUGUGGAUGAUGCUCAUUUGAAUAGAAAGUAUAAAGGCAUCAUCUUGCAUGCAGUGGCCAUGGAUGGCAACAAUCAGAUAUUGCCUAUUGGGUAUGGAAUUUGCCCAAAAGAGACUAAGGAUUCUUGGACAUGGUUUCUUGAAAAACUACAUGAAUGCAUUGGUGAUGUGGAAGGUCUGACAAUGGUCAAAGAUAGGGGAACCGCAAUUACUGACGUAUACCCUCUUGAUUGGGAGGUUCUGGAUGACCUUGUGGUUGUUAACCCUCCUGUGAUGGAAAUACGUCAAGCCAGUAGACCAAAAAAAAACCAAUCGUAUUCCCUCUCAAAGUGA